Drosophila melanogaster (fruit fly) is the source of this 813-nucleotide messenger RNA. It is a transcript of the gene Cpr35B, whose product is annotated as cuticular protein 35B. NCBI's taxonomy places the organism in Eukaryota, Metazoa, Arthropoda, Insecta, Diptera, Drosophilidae. The record is from RefSeq and is marked reviewed. Gene Ontology annotation, molecular function: structural constituent of chitin-based cuticle; structural constituent of cuticle. The coding region runs from base 59 to 715 and encodes 218 amino acids. The transcript is spliced from 2 exons. Gene Ontology annotation, cellular component: chitin-based extracellular matrix.
CUGGAGAUCAGACAACAGUAGUCUAGCUAAGAUUAACUCAUAAACUAGCUGCGGUACCAUGGCUCAAAAGUUUUUCAUCGCCUUUGCCCUCUUGGCCAUUGCGGCUAUUCGGGCAGCUCCUUUCCAUGGCCACGAACACCACGGUCAUCACGGUGGAGCCACCAGUCAUGCCUCCGUGCAUCUAACAUCGCACGACGAUCAUCACGAGGAACAUCACGGUCAUCAUCACGACCAUCACGGGCAUGAUGAUCACCAUGACUCCCAUGCUGAGUAUGACUUCCAGUACGGCGUCAAGGAUCAAAAGACUGGGGAUGUGAAGUCACAGAGUGAGUCACGACAUGGCCACACGGUUACCGGACACUAUGAGUUGAUCGAUGCCGAUGGCCACAAGCGAACUGUCCACUACACGGCGGACAAGCACAAGGGAUUCGAGGCUCAUGUCCAUCGCGAGAAGCUCCACGAUCACCACCAGGCGGAGCACCAUGGCCAUGGACACAGCGGCUACGAGGGCGGACACGUUGAGUUCGAGGAGCACUCCUCGCAAUCCGGACACGACUAUGGCCACGGACACGAGGAGCACGGUCACGGUCAUGGUCAUGGACAUGGUCACGGAAGCAGCUCCCACAGCUAUUCGCUGAAACAGGAACACGGACAUGGGCACGGCCACAGCCACGGUCAGGAUCAUGGUUUCGAGCACGGACACGGUUACCAUUGAGUUGACCCCUAAGCUAUACAAUUGUUUAUCAAUCGUUUAUUGAACUCUUACCAAAUACCUAUUGUUGUUAUACCAAAAUAAAUCAGGCAAAUAUUUUC